This is a messenger RNA of Penicillium pulvis, 681 nucleotides long. Its product is annotated as putative lactoylglutathione lyase (Glo1). The transcript has 2 exons. Bases 1 to 681 code for a protein of 226 amino acids. The record is from RefSeq and is a predicted model, not a curated record. NCBI's taxonomy places the organism in Eukaryota, Fungi, Ascomycota, Eurotiomycetes, Eurotiales, Aspergillaceae.
AUGACAAACUCCUUCAAAACAAUCCCAGCCACAGAAAUAGGCGCCUUCACGCCUGGCGGCCCAACAACAGCAUUCAACCCACCGCUAGAUCCCGCAACAAAAGACUACCGCCUAAACCACCUCGCCCUCCGCAUAACCGACCCCGCACGCUCCCUCCACUUCUACGUCGACCUCCUCGGCAUGCGCGUAGUCUUUAACAUGAAUGCUGGUCCAUUCACGAUCUAUUAUCUUGGUCACCCGCCCGCAGACACGGAUAGUACAGGAAAAGAGGGGAUGGAGAAGUGGGCAGAAACUACAUCCCAGAUGCCCGUUUUAACUAGGACUAGUGGGCUUUUGGAGCUUUUCCAUGUGCACGGCACUGAGGAUAGCGCUGAUAAUAAUGGGGAGCUGGGGGUAGGUGUUUCCAAUGGAAAUGUCCCGCCGAAUUUGGGAUUCGCGCAUCUAGGGUUUACGGUUCCGGACGUAAAUGCUGCUGUUGAGAGGUUGAGGGAUGGUGGAGUGGAGAUUUUGAAGGAGCCUGGUGUUUGUACGAGGGAGUCUGUGCCUUUGAGUGAGUGGGAGGCUGAGAGGGGGGUUGGAGUUGGGGAGAUUCAUGGGAAUUAUGCUUGGUUCUUUGAGAAGUUUGCUAUGGUUGCUGAUCCGGAUGGAUAUAUGGUGGAGUUGACACCACAGAAUAUUUAG